AUCAUGUCUUCAAGGACCCUCCCGUUGCUCUUCAUCAAUCUCGGUGGGGAGAUGCUGUACAUCCUGGACCAGCGGCUUCGAGCUCAGAAUAUUCCUGCAGACAAAGCCAAGAAAGUUAUGAAUGACAUCAUCACCACCAUGUUCAACAAAAAGUUCCUGGAGGAGCUUUUCAAGCCACAGGAGCUUUACUCCAAGAAGGCCCUGCGGACUGUGUUCGACAGGCUGGCCCACGCAUCCAUAAUGAGACUCAAUCAAGCUAGCAUGGACAAGCUCUAUGACUUGAUGACCAUGGCUUUCAAGUACCAGGUGCUUCUAUGUCCCCGACCGAAGGACAUCCUCCUUGUGUCCUUCAACCACAUGGAUUCAAUCAAGGACUUCGUGAAAGACACUUCCAGCAUUCUCAGCCAGGUUGAUGAGACUUACCGACAGCUCAUAGAGAUGUAUACACCCUUGUCUGGUGGUGAAUUCCAGCUGAUUAGACAGAGUCUUCUAAUCUUCUUCCAAGACAUGCAUAUAAGGGUGUCUAUUUUCCUUAAGGACAAAGUGCAGAACUCCAAUGGCCGAUUUGUACUUCCCACCAAUGGUCCUGUGCCUCAUGGAACACAAGUUCCUGGCUUGAUAAGGAUGUUCAGCUGUACUGGUGAAGAAGUGAAAAGGCUGCAGUUCAAUAAUGGAGGAAACUACACCGCUGCUAUCCGGGAAGGAUCUUUUGAGAUUUUUGGAGACAGGGUCACCAAACUAGGCACAAACAUGUACAGUGUAAGUCGUCCAGUGGAAACCCACAUGUCAGGAACAUCUAAAAAUUCUGCUCAGCACACUAAGGUCAAUGCUGCUCCCAACCCUCUGGCCAAAGAGGAGCUGAAUCUGUUGGCCAAGUUAAUGGGAGGGUUAGAGGUUCAGAAACUAGGAAAUGCAGACAGCGGUUUCCGCGUCAACCUCUUUGCCACCGACGAGGAAGAAGAAGAGGCAUUAAUAUCAAGACCAGAUGAGCUUUCAUAUGGAGUCAUAAACAUCCAAGCAACAAAGGACCAACAGGCCAGUGCUGAGCUGGCAAAGAUCAUGGGAGAGUUCACAGAGUCUAGAGAUCAAUCUCCCAGCGCCAGCAGCAAAGGAGAUGACCUUCUGGCCAUGAUGGAUGGCCUGUAACACAUCAGCCACUCAGAAAUGCACAGGGGCUGGGGCACAAUGCAUCGUCAGCAGUCUGCUCUACUGUAGACUAUUCUGCUUUCUGUACCUGCAGCACUGCAGCAACCUCUCAAGAGCCAGAAAACCUUAUUCUUUGGGUGCUUUUAAAAUGCAGAUGUGAGCAAGUGUUUCAAUUGGUUGUCAAAUGACCAACUGCAAAUUUGCAUAGUUAACAACUAAGCAGGUGUUAUGACUCAAGCUUUAAGCUGUAAUACACUGUAAUAGUAUGUUUGCUGUAAACUGAGAAGAGUUUCAGUGCAUCAAGAUAUAAAGUAGGCCUAUAUCAGUUUGUUGAACAUGUGUAUGUGGUAAUAGCAAAACAUCUGUUAAUUUCACUCAAGGCCAUGUCUCUUAAAUGUCAAUAAUACAUCGCAAUUUUUUUAUUUAUUUUCAGGUUUAUAGUCCAUAAUUCUGUGUUUGUUUAUUACACAGUAGGAAGCAGGAGUUUGUUAACUUCUUCUGUAUUCUAAUGAACAAGUGGUUAAAUAAUACUCUGAGGGAAUCAGAGUAAAAACCAAGUGCUCUUUCUAUCGUGAUUCGAAUAUCCUCAAAACUAUAUUUUGGUAAGAAAUGUGUUUAUUUGACACCAUGCUGGACUACCUUAAAACAGUAUUAGCAGCAACUUGUAUGACAUUUUCCACUAGCCUGUGAUGUCUCUGAAUGUCGAGAUAUGGCCCAAAAAUGUGCUCACUGAUGAGUACAUAAUUAUAAUAGAGAAUAAUGCAAUAUAAGGAAAUGUCUAAUAUGUAAAUAUGUUUAUCGCAUACUUUAUUUAUUUCAAUGUAUCUUUUUCUGUGCAUAAGGAAAGUACAUAUUGCUGCAACUGUUAAAUUGUUGAAUGUGCAAUGUAGUAUUUUUAAUACAUUUUUCAAUAAAAUAAAAAAAGGCAUUCUGUUUUCACACAUUACAGUAUGAAAUGUAUCAUCAGCUUGGGUAGUGAUGCAGUAGAGUUAAUAAUGGCAUGAACCUUGUAACAGCUUGUUGUAGUAGUUAAAAUGUAACAGUAGGGGGAGCUGUCAAUCCUUUCUAAAAAUGAUGUACUGUAUGUGGUCCGUCCAAACUGACUACCACACAUUGCUACAGCAGUUACGCUGUCUUUCUUAAAA
This is a messenger RNA of Xiphias gladius (swordfish), 2291 nucleotides long. RefSeq names its product organic solute carrier partner 1b (gene oscp1b). The transcript is spliced from 10 exons. Bases 4 to 1146 code for a protein of 380 amino acids. Gene Ontology annotation, biological process: transport. Gene Ontology annotation, cellular component: plasma membrane; cytoplasm. The record is from RefSeq and is a predicted model, not a curated record. Lineage: Eukaryota; Metazoa; Chordata; Actinopteri; Istiophoriformes; Xiphiidae.